Messenger RNA from Sciurus carolinensis (gray squirrel), 2680 nucleotides. RefSeq names its product G protein subunit alpha z (gene Gnaz). The coding region runs from base 732 to 1799 and encodes 355 amino acids. Gene Ontology annotation, cellular component: heterotrimeric G-protein complex. The transcript has 3 exons. Lineage: Eukaryota; Metazoa; Chordata; Mammalia; Rodentia; Sciuridae. The record is from RefSeq and is a predicted model, not a curated record. Gene Ontology annotation, molecular function: GTP binding; G protein-coupled receptor binding; G-protein beta/gamma-subunit complex binding. Gene Ontology annotation, biological process: adenylate cyclase-modulating G protein-coupled receptor signaling pathway.
GCGCUCGCGGCUCCGCCCCCUGCCGGCGGCGGCGCGGGGCGGGAGGACCCGCGGGCGGGCGGCGGGUGGCGCGGGAGGCUGGCGGAGGGAGCAAGGCCGGCCGAAGCGUGUGCGCCGCCCGCGGUCCGGUCACGUCCCCGCGCGAGCGCCACCACCCGCGUAGUGCGGAACGAGGGCGCCGCGGCUCCGCGCUCGCUGCCCCGCCCCGCCCCACCCGAAGCAGCUAGGCAGAUGCACUGUGCGGCAGCUGAGAGGUAAAGGGCCGGAUGCGCUGCUGGGAACCGGAGCAGCCUGAGGCAGGGGGGCCACAGGGAGUGCAGGGCCCUCCAGCCGAGCUUAGCAGCAUCGCCACAGCAACCAGCAACCAGACGGCAGCAGACUAGGCAGACGCAAGCAGACGGCUUCCCACCGUGGCCGAGGACAGGGAAUGACUACGGCAAAUCAGGCCACGCUGCUGACAAGGGAGGUGGAGUGUCACUAGAGGAGAGGUGCGGCCACCGCCCCGCUGCUACGAGCGCCAUGCCAGCUGGAAAGGAGGCACUGGGGCAGGGGCUGCAGUGUGACAUGGCCUGGCCCCACAGCAAGUGCUAAACUUCCCAGGGUAGCUGACUCUUGUCUGCUGGGUGCAUCAGCCCACGUCUCACAUUCCUCACUGCAGCCAUCCCUACUUGGUGGCAAGAGGGAGAGGCACCUAUCCCGUGCCCCACGUCUGGGCCUUCUGCUGCCGGACCAUGGGAUGUCGGCAAAGCUCAGAGGAAAAAGAGGCGGCGCGGCGGUCCCGGAGAAUCGACCGCCACCUGCGCUCAGAGAGCCAGAGGCAGCGCCGUGAAAUCAAGCUGCUCCUGCUGGGUACCAGCAACUCAGGCAAGAGCACCAUCGUUAAGCAGAUGAAGAUCAUCCACAGCGGCGGCUUCAACCUGGAGGCCUGCAAGGAGUAUAAGCCCCUCAUCAUCUACAACGCCAUUGACUCACUGACCCGCAUCAUCCGGGCCCUGGCUGCCCUCAAGAUAGACUUCCACAAUCCUGACCGUGCUUAUGAUGCUGUGCAGCUGUUUGCACUGACAGGCCCCGCAGAGAGCAAGGGUGAGAUCACACCUGAGCUGCUGGGUGUCAUGCGGCGGCUGUGGGCUGAUCCUGGGGCACAGGCCUGCUUUGGCCGCUCUAGUGAGUACCACCUGGAGGACAAUGCAGCCUACUACCUGAAUGACCUGGAGCGCAUUGCUGCACCUGACUAUAUUCCCACUGUUGAGGACAUCCUACGUUCCCGGGACAUGACCACAGGCAUCGUAGAGAACAAGUUCACCUUCAAGGAGCUCACAUUCAAGAUGGUAGAUGUGGGCGGACAGAGGUCAGAGCGCAAAAAAUGGAUCCACUGUUUCGAGGGUGUCACUGCCAUCAUCUUCUGUGUGGAGCUUAGUGGCUAUGACCUGAAGCUCUAUGAGGAUAACCAGACGAGUCGAAUGGCAGAGAGCCUGCGCCUUUUUGACUCCAUCUGCAACAACAACUGGUUCAUCAACACCUCACUUAUCCUCUUCCUGAACAAGAAGGACCUGCUGUCGGAGAAGAUCCGGCGCAUCCCGCUCACCAUCUGCUUCCCUGAAUACAAGGGCCAGAACACGUAUGAGGAGGCCGCCGUCUAUAUCCAGCGGCAGUUCGAGGACCUGAACCGCAACAAGGAGACCAAGGAAAUCUACUCCCACUUCACCUGUGCCACUGACACCAGUAACAUCCAGUUUGUCUUUGAUGCAGUGACAGAUGUCAUUAUACAGAACAAUCUUAAGUACAUUGGCCUUUGCUGAGGAGCCAGGCCCAGCCUGCUUGCUUGUGGUAAAACCCAUGGGGUAUCACACCCCUACUCGUGCUAGAGAGGCCCAACCCAGGGGCAGAAAAUGGGGGGCCUGAAGAAUGUCCCCCCACCCCCCUCAGCUGCCACCUCCUUGGCCCCACAUUUCUGCAAACAUAAAUAUAUAUGGAUAGAUUGCUAGGUAGUUAGACACGUGUGCACAUGCGCGCGUGCACACACACACACACACACACACACACACACACACGCAUACCUGGAGAUGGCAAAGUUCUCCAGAGCACUGAGGUCUCAUCAAGAUUUGAGGAGCUGCUGUCACAAGUUCAUUAUAGACCAUCCUGCCCCUUCACUCUACCUUCCUGAGCUGGCCCCACUCUGCACGGAGGUCUGCAUCCAACAGCUGGGGAAAGACAGCAGGGCUGUGAUCAGGUUAUACCAACUGUGUCCCUGUUGCCUAGAGGAAGGCCAGCUCAUCACCUGAGUUCUCGACUGAGGACCUUGCCAAUGACAAGGAGUGAGGACCAGAGCAGGGACUGUAGGCCAUCCUGCUGGCCACACCCUACACACAGCUGCUCUGAACCCCAUUUGUCCUGGACCUGGGACCUGAGGAGCCAGGUGUCAGCACUAAUCAGACCUUCAGCCAUUCAUGGCUCUUUUUAAACAGCUUCAAAAUAUGCAACAAAAAUCAACACAAUAAAACAAGUGGCACGAUUUACUUCAAAUUAGACCAGCUGGGAUUCCAGUUUUUCUUCUACUGGUCUGAUGUUUUAUAAAUUGAAACCUGUUUUUUUUUUUUCUCUCUGACACACCUUUUUCCCCCCUUUCGCCAAAUCUCGUGGUGUUUCGCAGGAAAACAAAAAAUAUACAGAAAAUUUCAGA